GAGGAUCAGUGUGUGUGUGUGUGUUUCAUGGGAAAAACUGCAGUAACACCACUGUGUGUCUCACAGACAGACUUUACAGGCUGUGCACAGGGACAGAUCAGCUGGACACUUCAAUACCACGGACUAGAGAGCAUCUCAAUCCGCUGGCUGUGUUGUCUGAGUCAGAGAGGAGCGGAGCGUCAUGUCAGAAGCGUUUGACUGUGACGGAUGUAAGGAGUCUCUGUACGGGAGGAAAUACAUCCAGGUGGACGACGUUCCUCACUGCGUCCCCUGUUACGACCGGCUGUACGCAAACACCUGCCAGCAGUGCAAAGAGCUCAUCCAACACAACGCACGCGAGCUGUAUUAUGAGGAGAGCUAUUAUCACGAACACUGUUUGCGCUGCUCACACUGCAGCCGUUCUCUGGCCGACGAGCCGUUCACCCGUCAGGAAGACGUCCUGGUGUGUAACGAGUGUUACCGUAAUGAGCUUUCCUCUAAAUGUGUGGCCUGCGCCAAGACUGUGAUGCCAGGCUGUAAGCGGCUGGAGUACGGAGGCUGCUCGUGGCACGAGGAAUGUUUUGUGUGUUGCGGCUGUGAGAAGCCCAUCGGCGGACAGUCGUUCAUCCCAGAUAAGGAUGAGUUUUACUGUGUGCCCUGUUACGAGGGACGAUUCUCCCCCCGCUGCGCCCACUGCAAACAGAUCUUGGUUCAGGGUGGCGUUACGUACAGAGACGAGCCCUGGCAUAAAGAGUGUUUCUUGUGUUCGGGUUGUAAAGUCCAGCUGGCCGGACAGCCUUUCACAACGCAGGGUGAAGAUCCGUUCUGUGUGAAGUGCUUCAGUAACCUGUACGCCCAAAAGUGUGUCGCCUGCGACAAACCCAUCACAGGUUUUGGAGAAGGGAAGUACGUGUCGUUUGAGGAUCGUCAGUGGCAUCAGUCGUGUUUUAAGUGUUCUGAGUGUUCGGUGUCUCUGGUCGGCGCCGGAUUCUUCCCCGACGGGACAAAGAUUCUCUGCAAAAGCUGCAAUGCCAAAUAAUUCAAAACUGCUUCUGUAGAUGUGCUGAAGAACAAACCGUUGUGUAAUAGAAACACAUUUAUGAAACGUUUGACAUAAUUUAUACAUGUAUAAUGUACAUGAAAGUUUAGGUUACAUUCUCCCAAAUCUGUAUGUUAAA
Messenger RNA from Rhinichthys klamathensis goyatoka, 1157 nucleotides. It is a transcript of the gene fhl3b, whose product is annotated as four and a half LIM domains 3b. Lineage: Eukaryota; Metazoa; Chordata; Actinopteri; Cypriniformes; Leuciscidae. Bases 182 to 1018 code for a protein of 278 amino acids. The record is from RefSeq and is a predicted model, not a curated record. The transcript is spliced from 6 exons. Gene Ontology annotation, biological process: actin cytoskeleton organization. Gene Ontology annotation, cellular component: stress fiber; Z disc; nucleus. Gene Ontology annotation, molecular function: transcription coregulator activity; actin binding.